AAGAAAAGCUAACGUGCCGGCAUGGUCAUAAUCGUGUGUAAACAACCAUGUUCUUCCUGCUCUCUGGAGAACUCCAAAGGUUUUCUCGCUCUGUCACACAAAGCGCAAUUGCAGCGAACAGGCUUCCACUGUGAACUCUAACCACGCUUUUCAACAGUCUCUUUGGCGCGUCUCCUUCACUCUCUUCGUUCUCGUUCGAUUCAAAUAAGGAUUCUCUGAGCUCAAUUCCAUUGAGAAAAUGUCGGUUGCAAAGAAGUUGAUUAGAUGUGUUAUCCUUGACUUGGACGGCACGCUUCUCAAUACAGAUGGCAUCGUAGGCAACGUUUUGAAGGUUUUGUUAGGAAAGUACGGAAAGGAAUGGGACGGCAGAGAAGCUCAUAAAAUAAUAGGAACGACACCGUUUGAAGCUGCCGCUGCGGUUGUGCAGGAUUAUGAACUUUCCUGCUCGACGACUGAAUUUCUCUCUGAAAUUUCGCCUCUCUUCUCUGACCAGUGGCACAACAUCAAAGCACUUCCUGGUGCUAAUCGAUUGAUUAAACAUUUGAAGAGUCAUGGCGUUCCGAUGGCCUUGGCGUCAAACUCUCCAAGGGAAAGCGUUGAAGCCAAGAUAUCUUAUCAUGAUGGAUGGAAGAAUUCUUUCUCUGUUAUAAUCGGUGGAGAUGAAGUAAGAACAGGGAAACCGUCCCCCGAAAUAUUCCUUGAAGCUGCUAGGAGGUUAAACAUUGAGCCCUCCAGCUGUCUUGUCAUUGAAGAUUCUGUACCUGGGGUUACUGCAGGUAAAACUGCUGAAAUGGAAGUAGUUGCUGUACCAUCACUUCCAAAACAGUCGCACCUCUACACUGCAGCAGAUGAGGUGAUCAAUUCCCUACUUGAUUUGCAACUCGAAAAGUGGGGUCUGCCUCCCUUUGAAGAUUGGGUGGAGGGAACUUUGCCCUUAGAUCCUUGGUAUAUUGGUGGUCCUGUUGUCAAGGGAUUUGGUCGUGGCUCGAAGGUACUUGGGAUCCCUACAGCAAAUUUAUCGGCAAAGGGAUAUUCAGAUCUCCUUUCAGAACAUCCUGCGGGAGUUUAUUUUGGUUGGGCUGGAUUGCCAGCAAGAGGUGUUUUUAAAAUGGUGAUGAGCAUUGGUUGGAAUCCAUAUUUUAACAACAAAGAAAAGACUAUAGAACCAUGGUUACUUCAUGACUUUAACGAGGAUUUCUAUGGGGAAGAACUGCGGCUUGUUAUAGUUGGUUACAUACGUCCCGAGGCCAAUUUUCCAUCCCUUGAAAGCUUGGUAGCUAAAAUUCAUGAAGAUCGCAGAGUUGCUGAAGGGGCUCUUGAUCUUCCCUUAUAUUCAACUUUUAAGAAUGAUUCGUAUCUGAGAAGCUCUUAGUACUCCCUCUUUUUUAUCUCACAGUCUAAGCAAUCCCAGGUGUUAAUUGUUGUAAGCGCAUAAGCGAGUUAUUCCACUCAUUAAAUUUGCAUUAUACCCUUAUUUCCCUAUGAUUUAUAUUCAUUAGUGACACAAUUCAAUGUGAUUUGGAAUACUUAAACCUAUUUUGGAGAAUUUUAGAUCUUUAAUUGAGUCCCUGACAUUUCUU
Vigna angularis (adzuki bean) is the source of this 1580-nucleotide messenger RNA. RefSeq names its product bifunctional riboflavin kinase/FMN phosphatase. Bases 239 to 1372 code for a protein of 377 amino acids. Gene Ontology annotation, molecular function: riboflavin kinase activity. Gene Ontology annotation, biological process: riboflavin biosynthetic process; FMN biosynthetic process. The record is from RefSeq and is a predicted model, not a curated record. Lineage: Eukaryota; Viridiplantae; Streptophyta; Magnoliopsida; Fabales; Fabaceae. The transcript is spliced from 10 exons.